AUGUCGUUCAUUUCUCCUGGGAUCCGGAGACUCGCCUUUAAGGUACCAACCGCACCGUUGAUCUGCCGCCAAUGCCUGCGCAAACAACUUCCAGCAGCUACGUCGCGGACCACACAGCGCCUCGUACGAUGGUCCAGCACCGAACCGACGCUGGGCUCUCUCAGCAGCAAGACCGCUUCAUCCGGAUCCAAAGUCCAGGCAGCCCAGAGCGCGAAGAAGUCGGCAUGGCCAGAGACGAAUUCCAAGUCAGUCGGAUACUGGCUGAUCGGCAGCGCCGUCAGCGUAUUCGGCAUUGUGGUAUUCGGUGGACUUACACGGUUGACUGAAUCUGGCCUCAGCAUAACAGAAUGGAAACCGGUGACCGGCUCCCUCCCACCCAUGUCCCAAGCGGACUGGGAAUCCGAAUUCGAAAAGUAUCGCGCAAGUCCCGAAUUCAAGAUGCUCAACUCUCACAUGGACAUCGACGAAUUCAAGAAAAUCUACUUCAUGGAGUGGACGCACCGGCUCUGGGGCCGGGUAAUCGGCAUGUCCUUCGUGCUGCCCACCAUCUACUUCGUGGCGCGGCGGCGUGUCACCAAGCGCAUGGCCCUCAACCUCGUCGGAAUCAGCGGCCUGAUCGGCUUCCAGGGCGUCAUCGGCUGGUGGAUGGUCAAGAGCGGAUUGAAGGACGACCUGUUUGCCCCGGGGAGCCACCCACGAGUCUCGCAGUACCGCCUUGCGGCCCACUUGAUGACCGCCUUCGUUUGCUAUAGCUGGAUGCUUCUGUCCGGCCUGAGUGUCCUGCGUACACGACGCAUGCUAGCCGACCCCACGGCGGCGUUGAAAUCCAUCGGAGCGCUCAAGAAUCCGGCUCUUGUCCCGCUGCGACGCUCCGUCGCCGCCCUGACAGCGCUCGUCUUCAUCACGGUCUGCUCAGGCGCCCUGGUCGCCGGGCUCGACGCGGGACUCAUCUACAACGAAUUCCCCAUGAUGGGUGUGGGCCUCACACCGCCGAAGUCGGAGCUCUGGGACAAGUGGUAUGCACGCAACGAAGACGGAUCGGACCUGUGGUGGCGCAACAUGCUCGAGAACCCCAGCCUGGUCCAGCUGGACCACCGCAUCCUCGCCACGACGACAUUCUUCUCCGUUCUGGCCCUGUUCGCCUACGCCAGAACCGGCCGCGUCGCGGCAGCGCUGCCCAACAAUGCGCGGAAGGGGGUGCUGGGUAUGGUGCACUUGGUGUGCAUACAGGUUGCGCUGGGUAUUAGCACGCUGAUUUACAUCGUGCCGAUCCCUUUGGCUGCAGCUCACCAAGCUGGUGCUUUGGCGCUGUUGACGGGGAGCCUGGUCUUAGGGCACCGCCUGCAUGUUCCGAAACAUGUGCUGGCAUCCGCUCAGAGGAAACUGAAAUCGACGACACGGUGA
Messenger RNA from Pseudomassariella vexata, 1404 nucleotides. Its product is annotated as putative cytochrome c oxidase assembly protein. Gene Ontology annotation, cellular component: mitochondrial inner membrane. Lineage: Eukaryota; Fungi; Ascomycota; Sordariomycetes; Amphisphaeriales; Pseudomassariaceae. Gene Ontology annotation, biological process: heme A biosynthetic process. The transcript is spliced from 2 exons. Gene Ontology annotation, molecular function: oxidoreductase activity, acting on NAD(P)H, heme protein as acceptor. The coding region runs from base 1 to 1404 and encodes 467 amino acids. The record is from RefSeq and is a predicted model, not a curated record.